GGCAGAGCUGCCAUCAGGAAGCGUCUCAUCGUCUGCUGCGAUGGAACAUGGAAUAAUAGCAAUGUUGCAACCAACCCCCCGACCAACGUCAGCCGGCUCUCCUCAGCCUUUGCGCGGAAGGACUGCUUGGGCAUGCCACAGGUGGUUUACUAUCACCCAGGCGUCGGCAGUACAGAGUCGUCCAGGGUAGCGCGUAUCGUUGAGGGGGCUACGGGCGGCGGCAUUGUCCGGGACAUUGCCGAGUCGUACCGCUUCAUCUGCGACAACUAUAGCUUCGGGGACGAAAUCAUCCUGAUCGGCUUCUCACGUGGCGCCUUCACGGCCCGCUCCGUCGCUCAAAUGGUCUGCUCCCUCGGAUUCCUCAACGGCGCAGGCCUUGACCAGUUCCCACACAUCUACGACGACUAUAGGACUUGGCACAAAUGGAACAGGCAGGCAUUCGACGAAAACAAGCACCUCUAUCUGAUGUUGUUAUGUACACAACGGAGGAAGCACUGGGAGCCUAUCGCGGGCCAUGUCCAGGCUGUCUGCGUGUGGGACACGGUGGGGAGCUUGGGCAUCCCACGCCUUCUCCCUUUACAGAUCCGAUUCCUAAACCCCAAUGUCCAUCGCGGGGUCAACUACGCGUUCCACGCGAUGGCUCUAGAUGAGUGGCGGCAGGUGUUUAACUGCACCCUGUGGGGAAAACGAGGCAACAACAAUACUCGGCUGCGCCAGGUUUGGUUCCCUGGCAACCACGGCAAUGUCGGUGGAGGCUGGGAGGACCAGCAGAUUGCCACCAUUGCCCUUGCAUGGAUGGCCGACCAACUCACUUCCAUCGGGGUCGAGUUCAGCGAGACAGAAAUGAGCCGCAUCUUUUAUUCCAUGCAUCCCAAGGCCAGAGCACGCCACUGGGCGCUGGGCCUUAUCCGCAACCCAACCGGCCUCACAGCCGUCCCCGACAAGAUCUGGUCUUACAUCGCCGCGCCCUAUCGCAUGCUCACUCGGGGCACCACGGACUACCCGACACGCACACCCGGCGAUUAUGUCGAUGACAAGCGCGAGAAGCUCGUCAACCCUAACGAGCUCGUGCAUCCCUGCGUCCGUAUUCGGUACCUAUACGGUGGCUUAAACCUGGACGACGCCGGCCCCUGGACAUGCCGCGCCCUGACCGAGAGGGGCUACCGCCUCGAGCGGCGCGAUGGCCCCGCCAUCCAGAUACGGAAAGGCCACGACUCCAUCGCGGAGGCCGCCUACUACAGCCUCCGCGGUCCUGUCACGCCUUACUACGACGGCGUGCUCCCCUCCGACACCGCGGCCGGGACGGACGAGAAUCCCCUCGUCAAGGUGGAGCAGCCGCACGAAGGCAAGCUGUGCCAGCUCCCGGAGCCGCGAUCGUACUGGGUAUGGAAGCGCACCAAAGACGGCAUCGAGCAGGAGCUGCCCGAAGAGCACAUCGGAAUGUGGGAGCGCUUGUUCAUCAGAAUCACCGAGCAGCUGGUAAAGUGGCAAAGGGACGGGGAUGACAAACAGGCAGCGGCUGCCGCCCGUGCAAAGAAGGGCGUCUUCAGGUGGGCGGUCGACGCCACCAAGUCAGCGUGGAAGUUUGUCCGCCCGCCCCGGCGGCCGCCGCCGUCCGAGGCGGCGAAGCUCAACAGUCCGAUGAUUCCUCAGACAUAUGGGUACCAUGAUCUCGUCUCUUGGCAGAAGGGAGACACGAAUCCCCAGCCAAGCAAGAAUUCAACCAAGUCGGCUACCGUUUGAGCAUGAAAACAUGGUGGAAUGGAUAUGUUGUACAAAGCAAUGCCCUCCUUAUCGUCGUGGUCGUCGUCGUUGGUACUCCUUGGUAGGUAAUCGGCACUGCAGGAAAUGGCGUCAAAUGGCGUGAAAGUUGCGCAGAAGAAAUUGGCGUGUCAUCACAGAUGCGAGAAAAAAAAUAUAUAGCUACCAUGUCGCCAGCGAUGUUGCAAGAGACUCAAGUAUUGGCCUGUCGCCGGUCGAUGUAAUCCGCGGUAGCUGUCUGUCGCAGCCAACAGUGGUGGUGCUGAUCGGCAACUACCACACGCGCAGAGCAACUACCUUGAUUACUGAGGUGUGGACGGAGUAGAAUAGAAACGCGAUAAUCACUGCAAAUCGACGGGAAGUUGCUGAGAUGGCCAGAUACCGAAGCUGCAA
This is a messenger RNA of Parathielavia appendiculata, 2154 nucleotides long. RefSeq lists its product as uncharacterized. The transcript is spliced from 5 exons. Bases 133 to 1743 code for a protein of 536 amino acids. The record is from RefSeq and is a predicted model, not a curated record. NCBI's taxonomy places the organism in Eukaryota, Fungi, Ascomycota, Sordariomycetes, Sordariales, Chaetomiaceae.